This is a messenger RNA of Myripristis murdjan (pinecone soldierfish), 4106 nucleotides long. RefSeq names its product leucine rich repeat containing 8 VRAC subunit Da (gene lrrc8da). The coding region runs from base 333 to 2903 and encodes 856 amino acids. The record is from RefSeq and is a predicted model, not a curated record. The transcript has 2 exons. Gene Ontology annotation, molecular function: protein binding. Lineage: Eukaryota; Metazoa; Chordata; Actinopteri; Holocentriformes; Holocentridae.
CGCCCUGCUGUCAUCCUCCAAUAAGAGCGGGCGGUAACGGCGCUCUGUGCGGCUUCCAUGUUGGACCUCCCUUUUUCUGAGCAGCACAUUAGGAGGCGAUCUGCGCAUAUUCUUCAGCCUACAGCCGAGCUGCGGGCUCCCGGCACUCAGGUAUGAGGGAUGUCGCUGCUGUCACGAACAAAUGUCUAGGCCCUCUCUCUCACACACGCGUCAUUCCGUCAUUUGUGUGAUGGGGCCGUGAAUUUAGGUUGGAGGCGCGUCUGAGAAACGCAGCGAAAAGUGGAAUGUGGGCUGAGAAGGGAAUAAUUGGAUUGAGAUAACGCCACAUAAGCAUGAUGUUCACACUCACUGAGGUUGCUUCCCUGAACGACAUCCAGCCGACGUACCGUAUCCUGAAGCCAUGGUGGGACGUCUUCAUGGACUACCUGGGGCUGGUCAUGCUCAUGCUGGCCAUAUUUGCCAUGACCAUGCAGAUCACCAAGGACCAGGUGGCAUGUCUCCCCUAUCUAGAGGAAGUGGAGGAGUCCCUGGGCGCGGGACCUAACUCUUUCACAACACAGAGCCCACCAGACUCCUCCUCACCAGCAUUCACCAGGGCACAGGUGGUGGCUGCUGGCCCACUGGUCACUAAGGACUUACCAGACAGAGCUGUCCAUGAAAUCCACAUCACACAGCACACCGCUGUGAAAGCGGAGAGAUACGCUAGACAACCUCAGCCAACAGGGAUCAGCACCAACUUGGACUAUCAACAGUAUAUAUUUGUCAACCAAAUGUGUUACCAUGUUGCCUUGCCCUGGUAUUCCAAGUACUUUCCAUACCUAACCCUCAUCCACACCCUUGUGCUCAUGGUCAGUAGUAACUUCUGGUUUAAAUACCCCAAAACAAGCUCAAAGAUUGAGCACUUUGUUUCUAUUCUGGGCAGAUGUUUUGAGUCUCCUUGGACUACGAAGGCUUUGUCUGAGACAGCCUGCGAGGACUCGGAAGAGAACAAACAGAGGUUGACAGGCACAUCCUCAGCUCCGAAACAGGUAUCUCUUGAGGGGAAAGAGGACGGCACAACUGCAAACUCGUCCACGCCCAUGCUCGGAAAUAGCGGAGUGAAGUUCUCGGCAGAUAAACCCAUUGCAGAGGUUCCAAGUAGUAUGACAAUCUUGGACAAAAAAGAUGGGGAGCAGGCCAAAGCCCUGUUUGAGAAGGUGAGAAAGUUCAGAGCUCAUGUGGAGGACAGUGAUUUCAUCUAUAAGCUUUAUGUAGCUCAGACUGUCGUCAAAACUGUCAAGUUCAUUUUGAUAUUGUCGUACACUUCGACCUUUAUGGCUGCCAUUGAAUUUCAGCACAAAUGUGAGCCUGAUAUAAAACACCUGACAGGGUACAAAAUGUUCUUCUGCACCCACAACAUGGCUUUCAUGCUGCGAAAGCUUCUUAUUAGCUACAUGGCUUUGAUAAUGAUCUAUGGGAUGGUGUGCUUGUACUCCCUGUUCUGGCUGUUUCGAAGACCCCUUAAAGAGUAUUCAUUUGAGAAAGUCAGGGAAGAGAGCAGCUUUAGUGACAUUCCUGAUGUCAAGAAUGACUUUGCAUUCCUCUUACACAUGGUUGACCAGUAUGACCAGCUCUAUUCCAAACGAUUCGGUGUGUUCUUGUCUGAGGUCAGUGAAAACAAGCUGAGGGAAAUCAGCCUCAAUCAUGAGUGGACCUUCGAAAAAUUAAGGCAACUGGUGACCCGAAACACACAGGACCAGCAGGAACUGCACCUCUUCAUGCUCUCUGGUCUUCCUAAUGCAGUGUUUGACCUCACUGACUUGGAAGUGCUUAAACUGGAGCUGAUUCCUGAGGUGAGGUUCUCAGCAAAGGUUUCCCAGAUGACCAGCUUGCAGGAACUGCAUCUCUGCCACUGCCCGGCUAAAGUAGAGCAGACAGCUUUUGCUUUCCUCCGUGACCAUCUUCGCUGCCUUCAUGUCAAAUUCACUGAUGUUGCAGAGAUCCCAACUUGGGUUUACUUGCUGAGGAGUUUGAGGGAGCUUAAUCUAGUUGGGAACUUGAGCUCGGAUAAUAACAAAAUGAUAGGUCUAGAAUCCAUGAGAGAUUUGAGGCACCUAAAGACGUUAUGCUUGAAGAGCAACCUCACAAAAAUGCCCACAAACAUCACAGAGUUGUCCCCACAUCUCAUUAAACUAGUGGUACACAAUGAUGGUACAAAACUGAUGGUACUUAAUAGCCUGAAAAAAAUGACAAACCUUGGAGAACUGGAGCUGUACAAUUGUGAACUGGAAAGGAUUCCCCAUGCAAUUUUCAGCUUGACCAACCUGCAGGAACUUGACCUUAAAUCCAAUCACAUCCGAACCAUUGAGGAGGUCAUCAGCUUCCAACACCUCAAGAGGCUGACAUGCCUUAAACUGUGGCACAACAAAAUUAUAACCAUUCCAGCCUCCAUUGGCCAGGUCAAGUCUCUGGAGUCUCUCCACCUCUCACACAACAAACUGGAGAAUCUUCCUCCAGCCUUGUUCACAUUACCUAAACUCCGACACUUGGACGUUGGCCACAAUUCCAUCACAGUGCUCCCACCAGAUGUGGGUCUCCUCCACAACCUCCAGUACUUUGCCAUCAAUUCCAACAAGCUGGAAAUGUUGCCCAAGCCUCUGUUCAGAUGCACCAAGCUCAAGGUGCUUUGCCUGGGGAACAACGGGCUCACCGUGCUGCCAGAGGCUGUGGGUCAACUGGUUCAGCUCACUCAGCUGGAACUCAGAGGAAACUGUCUUGAUCGGCUGCCCGGCCAGCUAGGCAACUGCCGCCUGCUGCGCAAAAACUGCCUCGUUGUUGAGGACCAUCUCUUUGACACGCUGCCCGUAGAGGUGAAAGAGAGCAUCAGCCGAGAGACCAAUGUGUCCUUUACUAGCGGCUUAUAGCACAAAAAUCAUGUUAACGACACUUAGGCUGGCAGCUCUGACGACUUAUCAAAAGCCAGUAUAUUGGGGUGACAUAACAGACUUUUUACUGUUAUUGUUUUAUUGCUAUUUUGUUCACUGAAAAAAAAUGAAUGCAUUUUCUUGAUUAUUUUGAUGAAUUGUCUUAGUUGCACUAUAUAUGGAUAGUGUCUAUAGAUUUCUUACUUACUACAAAGAGAUGCAGAGUGUUUUUCCUUAUUGCUGAGUGUCUGCUUCCAUGCAGCGAUUUAAUUAUUGGCAUUUAGAAAUUCAUAGCUUUGUAUGUUAAAACGUGACACUAUAUAUAAAAAAGCUUUUAGUCUUUUUGUGUAAUAUUCCAUAGACCAAAAUUGUUUGCUGUAACGAUACAGUAUGUAUACUUUACAGUAUUGUAUUGUCCUAGGUACUCAGGUAUAAUUGUAACAAUGGGGAACAGUCUUUUGCCUUAACUGCUGCUAUUUUUUACAGCGAGGGCUUUCAAAACAAGAGGCCAAAAACAAAUAUAUUUCAUGUUUUUUUUUUUUUUUCUUUUUCCAGUUUUCAUACAGACACUAUCCACGGUUUCUAUACAUGAUAUAAGGGGCUAAAUGUAAUGCUCUGUUUCUUGGCAGUACUACACUUUUGUUGAAAUUUUAUUAAUUUUCCUCAAUGUCUUGUAGCUAACAGAAUGUGCAGCAAAUACCACAGCAGGAACUUGUGUAGACUGUCUAGACACAGUCUGAGUUGUGAAACUGACGUGGAGACGGAGAGCCAGAGCUGAACUUUAACCUUAAUAUGGAAAUGAUUGUAUAGUGACUAAGGCCUGUAGGAAUUCACAUUGAAAACACAAUGUAUAGACUGAAUGUUAUUUGAGAUAACAAGUCCUAAGAAAAAUCCGCACUCAAACUUUGCUCUUUUCAAAAUUAUCUGUGCAAGUUGACAAAAGGGAGAUCCAUUUUCUAGCAUUCCUAAUUAUGUUUUAAAGGCAAAUUUGUGGGUUGAAAUUGGCCAUGCAUAGGACUGAUUAUCCUAAAAAUGUACACUACAGAAUCAUGUAAUGAGGAUAAAUAUGUCUGCCUUCAUUCUUCCCAUUGUAUUUCUGUAUACAUAAGUGUUCUUCAAAGAUACGACUACUGUACCACGUUGGUGAUCACAUGCUCAAAGUUCACAACUUUAUGGCACAAUAAAACAUUUUAGAUGAAUGUC